AUGAAAACACAUCUUGUCCAAUUUGUUGAUGCUACUGCUCCAAUUGCUGCAGAAGCCUUAGAUGCCUACAAAAGUAUUUGCCUGAAAAAAUUGGAAAUCGCAAAGGAAACAAUUAAUUCCAGUCAAAGUGAAGAUGGUCUUUUAUCACCAACUCAUCAAAGCUUAGACAAAACAUUGUCAAUUGGCCAUAGUAACCUAGAAGAAAAGAUGGAUGUGGUAGUUUCUAUGUUGAAAGAUUUAUCCACCAAAAUCGACCAGCAAAAAGUUCCUUCGGCUACAAGUACUGCAUCUGACAUGUCAAUUCUGGUGAAUGAACUCAUCACAGAUAAAUAUAUGCAAAGCAGCAUUUCUUGUGUGGACUGGAGUAAGAUAGAGAAUAUAAUCCAAUUGACAGAAAAAAUCAAGAGUGUCAGAUUCUUUGCAGGUGCCGAAAAUUACCAGAAAGGAUGUGUCAGGUGUCAACUGUGUUUUGAAUACCUUCCUCACGAGACAACCAUCUGA
This is a messenger RNA of Paramuricea clavata, 501 nucleotides long. NCBI's taxonomy places the organism in Eukaryota, Metazoa, Cnidaria, Anthozoa, Malacalcyonacea, Plexauridae. The record is from the annotation of a GenBank genome assembly.